Drosophila subobscura is the source of this 6659-nucleotide messenger RNA. Its product is annotated as glutamate synthase [NADH], amyloplastic. The record is from RefSeq and is a predicted model, not a curated record. Gene Ontology annotation, molecular function: iron ion binding; iron-sulfur cluster binding; flavin adenine dinucleotide binding. NCBI's taxonomy places the organism in Eukaryota, Metazoa, Arthropoda, Insecta, Diptera, Drosophilidae.
CCAUAAAAACGCAGAAAUAACUGUUUGUACUCUAACUGUGAAGUUAACACGAAAAGAUCGUAAAGAGAAAAAAACAUAAAUUAAACGCCAAGCGAAAAACGACAAAAACACAAGAGACAAUUUUUAGCAAGUGCAAAGGGUACAUAAUCGUAUAAUGGCACCAAUAACCACUGACAAUUGCGAAUUUGAAUGUGAAUCCUCUGUUGAAACAUCCAACGAAACCAUCAUCGAGAACUCUGUUGCCGCUUCCGCCAGUGGCAAUUCCAUUAACGGUUCGCGCAUCAACGAACAAUCGAAUGAAUUGCAUUUGAGCGACGGUCGGGAGCAGGAGGAGCAGGAGCAGGAUGGCCCGCAGGAGCAGAUGCCUUGGGAGGCACCUGGCAAACAGGGACUCUACGAUCCCCAGAAUGAGCACGAGGCCUGCGGCGUUGGCUUCAUUGUGGCCAUCGAUGGCAAACGCUCUCACAAGAUUCUACGUGAUGCCCAGACCCUGUCAGAACGGAUGAAUCAUCGUGGUGCCUGCGCCUGCGACAAUGACACUGGCGACGGUGCUGGCGUCUUGGCCUCCAUUCCUCAUGGACUCUAUGCCAAGUCUUUGGCCAAAGAGGGCAAAACUCUGCCCGAACUUGGUGACUAUGCCACUGGCAUUUUCUACUUGGAUGAGGCGCAGCAUGCGGCUGCCGAAAAGGAGUUUAAUGACCUGGCCCAGAGCCUGGGCCUCGAAGUGAUUGCCUGGCGCACCGUGCCGGCCAAUCAGCAGGCCAUUGGCGUGGUCGCACGCAAAUCGGAGCCACUGUCGCGGCAGGUGUUCGUGCGUCGUCCCGAGGGCUGUGAUGAGAAGGACUUCCAGCGCAAGGUGUUCGUUCUGAGGAAGCGUGCCAGCCAUGAGCUGGCCAAGCCGGGCAGACGCUUCUACAUUUGCUCGCUGUCGGAUCGCACGGUGGUGUACAAGGGUCUGUUCACCUCGGAUCAGUUGUGGGACUACUACACGGACCUCAAGGAUCCAGAGUUUGAGACCUAUCUGGCGCUGGUGCACACGCGCUUCUCCACCAACACUUUCCCCAGCUGGGAGCGUGCCCAUCCGCUGCGGGUGCUCGCCCACAAUGGCGAGAUCAACACGCUGCGCGGCAACGUGAAUCUCAUGAAGGCACGCGAGGGUGUCAUGGAGUCUGAUGCGUUCGGGGAUCAGCUGAAGAAGCUCUAUCCCGUGGUGGAGCCGAAUCUGUCGGACUCGGGCUCCUUUGACUGUGUCCUGGAGUUCAUUACGAUGGCCAGCGAGCGCUCGCUGCCAGAGUCCGUGAUGACCAUGGUGCCGGAGGCGUGGCAGAACGACAAGACGAUGCCGCAGGAGAAGCGUGACUUCUAUCAGUGGGCUGCCUGUGUCAUGGAGCCCUGGGAUGGACCAGCGCUCAUCAGCUUCACCGACGGUCGCUACAUCGGCGCCGUGCUGGACAGGAACGGUCUGCGUCCGUCGCGCUUCUAUGUGACCAAGGAGAACGUGCUCGUGAUGGCCUCCGAGGUGGGCGUGUACGAUGUGGACCCAUCGCAGGUGACACUGAAGAGCCGCCUCAAGCCCGGACGCAUGCUGCUGGUGGACACCAAGGAGAAGAAGCUCAUCCAGGACAUUGAACUGAAGCAGCACAUCUCCAAGUCGCGUCCCCAUUCCGAGUGGCUGCAGCAGAAGAUGAUCACUUUGGAUGAGAUACGCAAUGCCAAUAUGUUGAAUGCGCUGCCAGUGGAAGAUCUCUCCAAGUUGCCGGCUUCGCAGCGUGGCAUCUUCGAUCCGCGGCUGUCGCUUUUCGGCUACACCACAGAGACGGUGAACAUGCUGCUGAUUCCCAUGUUUAAGAACAAAAAGGAGGCUUUGGGCUCCAUGGGCAACGAUUCGCCACUGGCCUGCCUGUCCAACUUUCAGCCGGUGGCCUAUGAAUACUUCAAGCAAUUGUUUGCCCAAGUGACCAAUCCCCCGAUCGAUCCAUUCCGCGAGAAGGUGGUCAUGUCCAUGCAGUGUCCGCUGGGGCCGGAGGCCAAUCUGUUGCAGCCAUCCGCCCAGCAGGUGCACCGCAUUUGGCUCACCAAUCCCAUACUGAGCAUUCCAGACACCCAGCUCCUGAAGCGGAACACGCACCGCGGCUGGAAGACCAAAGUCCUGGACAUUACAUUCCAGUUCAGCGACGGCGUACCGGGCUACCUCGAGUGCAUCGAGCGCGUCUGUCGCGAGGGCUACAAUGCCGCCCAAGCGGGCUACCAGCUGAUCGUGAUCUCCGAUCGCAAUGCCGGCUCCAAUGGCAUGACUGCCGUCUCGGCUCUGCUCGCCUUGGGUGCACUGCAUCAUCAUCUGAUUGAGACGCUGCAGCGCAUGAAGGUCGGCAUUAUUGUGGAGACAGCGGAGGCCCGUGAGGUGCAUCACAUUUGUGUGCUGCUCGGCUACGGCGCCGAUGCCAUUUGUCCCUAUUUGGCCUUUGAGCUGGCUGAGGCACUGCGCGAUGAUGGUGUCAUCGGGCAUGAGGUGACGGACAAGCAGAUCUACGCCGCCUAUGCCCAGGCCAUUGACACGGGCAUUGCCAAGGUGAUGGCCAAGAUGGGCAUCAGCACGCUGCAGUCGUACAAGAGCGCCCAGAUCUUUGAGGCUGUGGGCUUGGGCAUUGAUCUGGUGGCCAAAUGCUUCCGCGGCACUCAGUCGCGCAUCGGUGGCGUCACCCUGGAGAUGCUCGCCAAGGAGGGACUCGAACGCUAUCAGCUGACAUACUGCAAGAUCUCGCCGGACACACGCAUCCUGCGCAAUCCCGGACACUACCACUGGCGCCACGGUGGCGAGGCGCACAUCAACGAGCCCUCGUCCAUUGGCAGCCUGCAGGAGGCGGCUGUCAACAAGAAUCUGGAUGCCUUCGAGGCCUUCAAGAAGACCACGCUGGACAGCGUGAAGAAGUGCGCGCUGCGCGGACAGCUGGACUUUGUCAACGAUCGACAGAAGAUUGAGCUGUCCGAAGUGGAGCCAGCCAGUGAGAUUGUCAAGCGCUUUGCCACUGGUGCCAUGAGCUUUGGCAGCAUCUCCUUGGAGGCACAUCAGACGCUGGCCGUCACCAUGAAUCGCAUUGGUGGCAAGAGCAACACGGGCGAGGGCGGCGAAGACUCUGAUCGUUAUUUGAAUCAAGAUCCCAAUCAUAGUCGCCGUUCGGCCAUCAAGCAGGUGGCUUCGGGACGCUUUGGCGUCACAGCCUCGUAUCUGGCAAAUGCCGAUGAUUUGCAGAUCAAAAUGGCCCAAGGCGCCAAGCCCGGCGAGGGCGGUGAGCUGCCCGGCUAUAAGGUGACCAAAGAUAUAGCCAAGACGCGCAAGUCGGUGCCAGGUGUGGGCUUGAUCUCACCACCGCCGCACCACGACAUCUAUUCGAUUGAGGAUCUGGCUGAGUUGAUUUACGAUCUAAAAUGCUCCAAUCCGAAUGCGAGGAUCAGUGUGAAACUCGUCUCGGAAGUGGGCGUUGGCGUGGUGGCCUCGGGAGUUGCUAAGGGCAAAGCCGAACACAUUGUUAUCUCUGGCCAUGAUGGCGGCACUGGUGCCAGCUCCUGGACGGGCAUCAAGAAUGCCGGCAUGCCCUGGGAACUGGGCAUUGCAGAGACGCAUCAAGUGCUGGUUUUGAAUAAUCUACGUUCACGCGUAAUUGUCCAAGCGGAUGGACAGCUGCGCACUGGCUUCGAUGUGGUUGUGGCCGCGCUGCUGGGCGCUGAUGAAUUUGGCUUCAGCACAGCGCCCUUGAUUGUGAUGGGUUGCACCAUGAUGCGCAAAUGUCAUUUGAAUACCUGCCCCGUGGGCAUUGCCACACAGGAUCCUGAGCUGCGCAAGAAGUUCACUGGCAAACCCGAGCAUGUCAUCAACUUUUUCUUUAUGCUGGCGGAAGAUAUUCGCAAAAUCAUGGAACUGGGCAUCAGCAAAUUCCAAGAUCUGAUCGGACGCACCGAUCUCUUGCGCGUGGCCAGUCAGCGUGACGCCAAGGGCAGCAAUUUGGAUUUGAAGCUGCUGCUGCAGCCAGCGCUGGAGCUGCGCCCCGGCACCAACAUUGUCGGUGGCUCUGUGAAGCAGGAUUUCCAGCUGGAGAAGCGCAUGGACAACGAGCUGAUUGCCAAGGCGCAGCAGAUUUUCAAUGGCUCCGAUGACAAUGUCACCGUCAAGAUGCGCAUCCACAACGAAGCGCGUGCCUUUGGCUCAACGCUCAGCUAUCAUAUUGCUUGUAAAUAUGGUGAAGCUGGUUUGCCCGCUGGCAAGAGCAUUGACAUCUUCCUUGAGGGCUCCGCUGGCCAGAGCUUCUGCGCGUUCCUCGCACGCGGCGUCAACGUCACGCUGAAGGGCGAUGCCAACGAUUAUGUGGGCAAGGGCUUGUGCGGCGGCAAUGUGGUCAUCUCGCCACAGGACACGGCUACCUUUGAGUCCCACUUGAAUGUGAUUGUGGGCAAUGUGUGCCUGUAUGGCGCCACCGAGGGCACAGCCUUCUUCCGUGGCAUUGCCGCUGAGCGUUUCUGUGUGCGCAAUUCGGGCGUCACCGCCGUCGUCGAGGGUGUGGGCGAUCAUGGCUGCGAGUACAUGACGGGUGGACUUGUGGUCAUCCUCGGUCUUACCGGACGCAACUUUGCCGCUGGCAUGUCGGGCGGCAUUGCCUAUGUCUAUGACAUUGAUGGCUCCUUCAAGCCCAAAGUGAAUCCGGAGAGCGUUGAGCUGCUGCCCCUAGAGCUAGCGGAUGAUGUGCAAAUUGUCAAGAAACUGCUGGCGGAUUUCAUAGAGAAAACGGGCUCGAAGGUGGCCAAGGAGUUGCUGGACAACUGGGCCACAUCGCAGGCAAAGUUCGUCAAAGUCUUCCCCUACGAGUACCAAAAGGCGCUGCAGGACAUGGCCGAGCAGCAGGCGGCAGAGCAGCCGCUGAAGACGGCCGUGGCAGCCAUCGAGAAUGGCAAUGGCAAGCAUGAGCCGCACAUUAAGGACAUCGAGGAGUCCAUACAGGAUGUGGCACUGGAGCAGAAGCGUGCCGAUCGUGUGCUGGACAAGACGCGCGGCUUUGUCAAGUACAAGCGGGAGACGGCGCCGUAUCGCGAUGCCGCCGAUCGGCAGCAGGACUGGAACGAGGUCUACAACUUCCCGCAUGUGCGCAAGAACCUCAAGGUGCAGGCCGCUCGCUGCAUGGAGUGCGGCGUGCCCUUCUGCCAGUCCAACUCCACGGGCUGUCCGCUGGGCAACAUCAUACCCAAGUGGAACGAUCUGAUCUUUCAUGGCGAGUGGCAGGAGGCACUGCGCCAGCUGCUGCAAACGAACAACUUCCCCGAGUUUACGGGUCGCGUUUGUCCCGCACCCUGCGAGGGCUCCUGUGUCCUGGGCAUCUCGGAGCCGGCUGUGACGAUCAAGAACAUCGAAUGCGCCAUCAUUGAUCAUGCCUUCGAGCAGGGCUGGAUCAAGGCGGAGAUCCCGGAAGUGCGCACCGGCAAGCGUGUGGCCAUUGUGGGCUCUGGUCCCUCGGGACUGGCUGCCUCGCAGCAGCUGAAUCGCGCCGGGCACUUUGUGACCGUGUUCGAGCGCAACGAUCGUGUCGGUGGGCUGCUGCAGUAUGGCAUACCCACCAUGAAGCUGUCCAAGGAGGUGGUCAAGCGUCGCGUGGACCUCAUGGCCGACGAGGGCAUCGAAUUCCGCACCAAUGUGCAUGUGGGCAAGGAUCUCAAGGCCGAGCAGCUGCUGAAUGAAUACGAUGCUGUGCUGCUGACUACGGGUUCCACUUGGCCGCGUGAUCUGCCGCUGGCUAAUCGUGACCUGAAGGGCAUACACUUUGCCAUGGAGUUCCUCGAGGCGCAGCAAAAGAAACAGCUGGGCGGCAAGAAGGACAUCAUCUCCGCGGCCGGCAAGGAUGUGAUCAUCAUUGGCGGUGGCGACACUGGCUGCGAUUGCAUUGCCACAUCGUUGCGGCAGGGGGCCAAGAGCAUCACCAGCUUUGAGAUCCUCCCAGAGCCGCCACUGAAGCGCGCCGAGGACAAUCCCUGGCCGCAGUGGCCCAAGGUCUUCCGCGUCGAUUACGGCCACGAGGAGGUCAAGCUCAAGUGGGGCAAGGAUCCGCGUCAGUAUUGCACCACCACCAAGGAGUUUAUCGGCGAGAAUGGUCACAUCAAGGGCGUCAAUACCGUCGAGGUUGAGUGGACCAAGACGGAGACGGGCCAGUGGCGCAUGCAGGAGGUGGCCGGCUCUGAGAAGUACUUUGCCGCCGAUCUGAUACUGUUGGCCAUGGGCUUCCUGGGACCCGAGAAGACCGUGUCCACGGAGCUGGGCCUCGAGCUGGAUCCUCGUGGCAAUAUCAAGGCCACCAAUGGACAGUAUGGCACCUCCAAUGGCAAGGUCUUUGCUGCGGGCGAUUGCCGCCGUGGACAGUCGCUGGUCGUCUGGGCCAUCACCGAGGGUCGCCAGGCAGCACGUCAAGUGGAUUCCUAUCUAACUGGUCGCAUCAGUGGCCUGCCAGGACCCGGCGGCGUCAUCAGAACCUCGUAAGAAGGAGCAGCAGCAGCAACAGCAGCAGUCAAUAUCAAGUUUUGUGUGCGUGCAUCGUCCCUUAGCCUAGAGAGAAAUUCUAUAUACCGAUUGCAAUUUGUGAUUUUUAUUUUCGCGAUUUUAGUUUAGUUAACACUAAAAACAA